Messenger RNA from Solenopsis invicta (red fire ant), 3193 nucleotides. RefSeq names its product apyrase. The coding region runs from base 276 to 1892 and encodes 538 amino acids. Gene Ontology annotation, biological process: AMP catabolic process. NCBI's taxonomy places the organism in Eukaryota, Metazoa, Arthropoda, Insecta, Hymenoptera, Formicidae. Gene Ontology annotation, cellular component: plasma membrane. Gene Ontology annotation, molecular function: nucleotide binding; 5'-nucleotidase activity; metal ion binding. The transcript has 12 exons. The record is from RefSeq and is a predicted model, not a curated record.
CUGUUUUAAAAACUCAGUAUGGCACUACAGCAGUAUGUUGAUAGUGACUGUUUAAAUGCAAGACUACUUCGUUUUUAACUUUUGCACAUCGCAUAAUUACCUACGUUAUCUAUUCUCGCAAUUAUCUUUCAAACAGCAGGAUGGAACUUUAUGAAAAAGUAUAAUUAUCAUUUCCACGUUGACAAAGAACUGAACAUGUACUCGUAACAUGCCACUAAAAAAACAUUUUAGUAGGUAUUCCUUUUUUUAGGUGUAUUCAUCUCAUUUUGUGCAACAUGUACGCGCUACUGUUAAUCUCAUUGCUGUUCCAAGUUUGUUUCGGUUUCACCGGACGAGGACUUUUUUAUCCCGGCAGAACGGAUUUGUUCGAGUUAUCGAUAAUUCAUUUAAAUGACUUUCAUGCCAGAUUUGAACAGACGAGCCCAUAUUCUGGACCUUGUCGAGAGGGUUACGAAAAGGAUUGCGUAGGAGGUAUUGCUAGAAUCUACACUGCAGUUAAUCAACUGAUGAGGAAACGACCAAAUGCGAUUUUUCUGAAUGCUGGCGAUCACUUUCAAGGAACUCUUUGGUAUAAUAUUUUUCGUUGGAACGUCACUGCCUUGUUUAUGAACAUGUUGCCACACGAUGCUAUGACAAUUGGCAACCAUGAAUUCGACAAUAAAAUCGCAGGCGUUGUUCCUUUUCUUAAAAAUGUGAAGGCACCAGUUGUAGUAACAAAUAUCGAUGAUAGCGAGGAGCCAUCUAUACAGGGUUUAUAUAAGAAUAGCACAAUUAUCGAAAGAAACGGUGUCAAGAUCGGUGUCAUUGGCGUUAUUCUAUCAACCACGAACUUACUCUCAAGUACAGAGAAAUUAAAAUUUUUGGAUGAGGUAGAGACAGUCAACGACGAAGCCAAGCGACUAAAGGAUAAAGGAGUGAAUAUUAUUAUAGUUUUAAGCCAUUGUGGAUUGAAUGUGGAUAGGAUCAUGGCUGUGAAAUGUCCCUUGAUCGAUGUAAUCGUCGGUGGUCACUCGCAUACAUUUCUUUAUAGUGGACCUCCACCUUUUGUCGAUACACCAGAAGAUGAAUAUCCCGUAGUUGUAACACAAAAUAAGACAGAUAGAACAGUCCUUAUUGUUCAGGCAGCUGCUUUCACAAAAUAUUUAGGUAAUCUGACAGUGUGGUUCGACGACCAAGGGGAGGUCGUCGAUUGGGAUGGAAAUCCGCUUCUUCUGGAUCAAUCUAUUGAAGAAGAUCCAGAAAUCUUGGAAGCUUUAAAACCAUGGAAGAAGGAAGUGGAUGAAAGAGCGUUAAGAAAGAUUGGCAGUACAAGAGUCUUACUUGAACGCGAUUGUCGCUACAAAGAAUGCAACAUGGGAAACCUUAUUACCGAUGCCAUGGUGGAUGCGGUUGUCGAUGAUGCUAAAAAUAAAACUCAUUGGACGUAUGCAGCAGUGGCCUGUUCAAAUCCAGGAGGAAUCCGUACUUCUCUUGAGAGGUCUGAAAUUACCUAUGGUGAUCUGAUGAUGAUCCAGCCUUUUGAAAAUACUUGGGAUACUAUUGAACUGACUGGAGAAUCCAUUAAAAAGAUUCUAGAAAUGGAUCUUUUAACUUGGUCCGGACUGAAAAUUACUUAUAAAAAGGAUAAUAAAACGCGCACUGUGGCCGAUGUUAAAAUUAGAUGCCAGGCUUGCGAGUAUCCGGUAUUCGAAGAUUUGGUGCACGAUCAGUGGUACAGAAUGGUGAUACCAAGUUUCCUCAUAAACGGCGGAGAUGGCUAUCACAUUUUUAAAGAUAAGAGUCGUAAUCAUAAAAUUGGGACGCUCGAUAUAGAUCACUUUGUAAAAUAUGUGGCAAAAAUAAGUCCUAUAUUUAUUGGAACUGAGAGACGAAUUACGUUUGUAAAAGUAUAGAAAUUGUCUUUUGAUUUAUUAAAACCCACAGUCAAACUAUCAAAUUAGCAAAAAAACAAAAAAUCAAAAAAAUAUUACUGACAAAAGCAUAUUGCAAAAAUUAGUUUUACAAUUAAUUGUUUUAAACAAAUUUUUAAAAAUUGGCUAUACAGGAAAACUGAUUACGCCAAUCAAUUCUACUUCUUAAUUUUUAAUAAUAACAUUAUACUACUGUGUCUAAAUAAAAAGGUAACCCUUUCAAUUUAAACUUCGCUGGUUUAUUGAUUUGAGCAAAUAAUUUCUUUUGUAGGUUGAUAGUACUGUCUUUGAUAUCUGUGCCAAAUUUCAUGUCAAUAUCUUUAUUAGUUAACAAGUGACACUUGAUUUUGUGAACAAUAAAAAGUUCUUUGAUUUUUACAAAUGUCUGAUUUUGUUAAGCAAAGAAGUUUUAUAUACGGAAUGAAAUUUUUGCUGCAGAAACGUUAAGGAUGUUGCAGAAGAUAACCAAGCUAUGUCAAAAAAAUAUUUACAAGUGAUACAAACAAUUCAAGAAGGCAGAGAAAGCGUUAAUAACAAAAAGCCGGACAAGAAAAAACAUCAAUUGAUGAAUUAACAACACGUCAAGGAUAUCAAAGAUUUGGUGUUCAAAAAUCGUUGAUUGACAAUUAGAGACCUUGCUGAUAUUGUUAACAUUUCAAAAGGAUCAAUCAACACCAUUUUAAAAGAUGUUUUAGACCUCAGACGCGUCAAAUUUCGAUUGGUUCCAAAAACACUAAAUUUUUUUAAAAAAGAGCGUUGUAUUAAUGUCUGUAAAGAGAUGCUUUGGGACUAUAAACCGGUCAUGCUUUUGCAACAUCCUUAACGUUUUUGCAGCAGUAAUUUCAUUCCGUAGAUAAAAUUUAAUUUUACUUCUUUGUUCAAGAAAUCAGACAUUGUAAAAAUCGAAACAAUCACUUUUUGUUGUUCACAAAAUCGAGCGUCACUUGUUAACUAAUGAAGAUAUUGACAUGAAAUUUGGCACAGAUAUCAAAGAUAGUAUAUAUACCAUAUAUAUACUACCAACUUACAAAAAAAAAAUUAUUUACUCAAAUCGAUAAACCAGCAAAGUUUAAAUUGAAAAGUCAUCUUUUCAUUUGGACACAGUAGUAUUUGAAAAACUUGCGAGAAUGUACUUAGAAUAAAAUUUUGCAAUCAAUUGUUAUAAAAAAGUUUUAAAAAAUUGACUGUAAAGGAGAACUGAUCGCGCGAUUUUACUUCUUAAUUUUUAAUAAUGUAAAUUAAUUUUUUUAAUAAUAAAAUUAUAUUUGAAAAAUUUGCGAGAA